Messenger RNA from Neogale vison (American mink), 5313 nucleotides. RefSeq names its product ATPase H+/K+ transporting non-gastric alpha2 subunit (gene ATP12A). Gene Ontology annotation, molecular function: P-type sodium:potassium-exchanging transporter activity; ATP hydrolysis activity; ATP binding. The record is from RefSeq and is a predicted model, not a curated record. NCBI's taxonomy places the organism in Eukaryota, Metazoa, Chordata, Mammalia, Carnivora, Mustelidae. Gene Ontology annotation, biological process: intracellular sodium ion homeostasis; sodium ion export across plasma membrane; potassium ion import across plasma membrane. The transcript is spliced from 23 exons. Gene Ontology annotation, cellular component: membrane. The coding region runs from base 136 to 3252 and encodes 1038 amino acids.
CCACAGGAGGUGAGCGUGGGGCUCUCGCCACCGCAGCUCGCCACCGCCGCCCGACGGGACGCUUGCCCUGCGCGCGCCGCCACAGCCAGAGCCCGGACACCAAGCUCGCCUGCCGGCGGCGCCACCGCCUUCGCCAUGACCAAGAAAACACUAGAAAUUUACUCUGUGGAGCUCAGUGGAACCAAAGACAUCCAACAAACAGACAAUGGGAAUGGCAAGGAGAAGUACAGAGGCUUGAAGAACUGCUUCGAACCCAGAAAGAAUCACCAUAAGGAGGAGCUUAGGAAAGAAGUGGAUCUGGAUGACCACAAACUCAGCAUUAAGGAACUGGAAAAGAAAUAUGGUACAAACAUCAUUACAGGUCUCUCCAGCACCCAAGCUGCUGAGCUCCUGGCUCGGAAUGGACCCAAUGCCCUCACUCCUCCCAAGGAAACACCAGAGAUCAUCAAGUUCCUUAAGCAGAUGGUGGGGGGGUUCUCCAUCCUUCUGUGGAUAGGAGCAAUCCUGUGCUGGAUUGCUUAUGGGAUCCAGUAUUCCAUGAAUACAUCCUCAUCCCUGGACAAUGUAUACUUGGGCUGCGUGCUUGCAUUGGUCGUUAUUUUAACAGGGAUCUUUGCUUACUAUCAAGAGGCAAAAAGCACGAACAUAAUGGCCACCUUCAAUAAGAUGAUCCCACAGCAAGCUCUUGUCAUUCGAGACUCAGAGAAGACGACAAUCCCGGCAGAGGAGCUAGUGGUGGGGGACAUAGUGGAGAUUAGAGGAGGAGACCGGAUCCCUGCAGACGUCAGGUUGCUGUCUGUUCAGGGCUGUAAGGUAGAUAACUCAUCUCUCACUGGAGAAUCUGAACCCCAGCCCCGUUCCUCUGAGUUUACCCACGAUAGUCCCCUGGAAACAAAGAACAUUGGUUUCUAUUCUACAACCUGUCUGGAAGGCACAGCAACUGGCAUGGUCAUCAACACGGGUGACCGCACCAUCAUUGGUCAGAUCGCCUCACUGGCUUCAGGAGUUGGAAAUGAGAAGACACCCAUUGCCAUUGAGAUCCAGCACUUUGUUCAUAUUGUGGCAGGAGUGGCCGUCUCCAUUGGCAUCCUUUUCUUCAUCAUCGCAGUGUCCCUGAAGUAUCAGGUCCUGGACUCCAUCAUCUUCCUCAUUGGCAUCAUUGUGGCCAAUGUGCCCGAGGGUCUCCUGGCCACUGUCACUGUGACUCUGUCACUGACAGCUAAACGGAUGGCCAAGAAGAACUGCCUGGUGAAGAACCUGGAAGCAGUGGAGACCCUCGGCUCCACCUCUAUCAUUUGCUCAGACAAGACUGGGACUCUGACCCAGAACAGGAUGACCGUGGCCCAUCUGUGGUUCGACAAUCAGAUCUUCAUAGCUGACACCAGUGAAGACCAUUCAAACCAAGUCUUUGAUAAAAGCUCUGGAACCUGGGCCUCCUUAUCAAAGAUAAUAACAUUGUGUAACAGAGCUGAGUUCAGUCCAGGACAAGAAAGUGUCCCCAUCAUGAAGAGAGUUGUGGUUGGAGAUGCCUCCGAAACUGCUCUUUUGAAGUUCUCAGAGGUCAUUUUAGGUGAUGUGAUGGAGAUUAGAAAAAGAAACCACAAAGUAGCUGAAAUCCCUUUUAACUCAACCAACAAAUUUCAGCUCUCCAUACACAAAACCGAUGACCCCAAUGACCAGCGCUUCCUCCUGGUGAUGAAAGGGGCUCCAGAGAGGAUCUUAGAGAAGUGCAGCACCAUCAUGGUCAAUGGCCAGAAGCAGCCUCUGGACAAGAACACAGCCGAGGCCUUCCACACAGCGUACAUGGAGUUGGGAGGCCUCGGGGAGCGUGUGUUGGGUUUCUGUCAUCUCUACCUGCCAGCAGACGAGUUUCCAGAAACUUACACAUUUGAUGUAGAUACCAUGAAUUUUCCCACGUCUAACCUCUGUUUUGUGGGGCUGUUAUCAAUGAUUGAUCCCCCUCGGUCCACUGUACCUGAUGCAGUCACCAAAUGUCGAAGUGCAGGGAUCAAGGUUAUUAUGGUUACAGGUGAUCAUCCAAUCACAGCAAAAGCUAUUGCCAAGAGUGUGGGUAUCAUUUCAGCCAACAGCGAAACAGUGGAAGACAUUGCAAAACGCCUCCACAUUGCUGUGGAACAAGUUAACAAGCGGGACGCUAAAGCUGCAGUGGUGACUGGCAUGGAGCUGAAGGACAUGAGCCCAGAACAACUGGAUGAGCUCUUAACCAACUACUCAGAGAUCGUCUUUGCCCGGACAUCCCCCCAGCAGAAGCUGAUCAUUGUGGAGGGCUGUCAAAGGCAGAAUGCAGUUGUUGCUGUGACAGGAGAUGGCGUUAAUGACUCUCCAGCUCUAAAGAAGGCAGAUAUUGGGAUUGCCAUGGGGAUAGCAGGUUCUGAUGCAGCCAAAAAUGCAGCUGACAUGAUCUUGUUGGAUGACAACUUUGCAUCCAUAGUCACAGGGGUGGAGGAAGGUCGCCUGAUCUUUGACAACCUAAAGAAGACUAUCGCUUACACCCUGACCAAGAACAUUGCUGAGCUGUGUCCCUUUCUGAUCUACAUCAUUGUUGGGCUUCCCCUACCCAUUGGCACCAUUACUAUCUUGUUCAUCGACUUGGGCACAGACAUAAUCCCCUCCAUUGCCUUGGCUUAUGAGAAAGCUGAAAGUGACAUUAUGAACAGGAAGCCUCGCCACAAGAAGAAGGACAGACUGGUGAAUCAGCAACUUGCCAUAUACUCUUACCUGCACAUCGGCCUCAUGCAAGCUGUGGGAGCUUUUGUUGCAUAUUUCACUGUGUAUGCACAGGAGGGCUUUAAACCCAGCAUUCUCAUUAACAUCCGGGUGGAAUGGGAGGAUAGCAAUGUGAAUGACUUGGAAGACAGCUACGGACAACAGUGGACAUGGUACCAAAGGAAAUACUUAGAAUGGAUGGGCUAUACGGCUUUCUUUGUUGGCAUCAUGGUCCAACAAAUAGCUGAUCUAAUCAUCAGGAAAACCAGGAGGAACUCCAUCUUCCAGCAGGGUCUCUUCAGAAAUAAAGUCAUCUGGGUGGGGAUUGCCUCACAGAUUAUCAUUGCAUUAACCCUCUCCUAUGGGCUUGGAAGUGUGACGGCCCUAAGUUUCACGAUGCUCCGGCCUCAGUAUUGGUUUGUGGCUGUGCCAUUUGCCAUUCUGAUUUGGGUGUAUGAUGAGGUGCGAAAACUUUUCAUCAGACUCUACCCUGGAAGCUGGUGGGAUAAGAACAUGUAUUAUUAAGACCACCCUAUUUCCCAAGCCUCCCAGUGUUCUUCAUCUUCUGGCUGCAUCUGGAAGACCCCUGCAAUAGCAACUUAUCAAAAUGCAGAAAGAGAAGGCAAAAAAUAGUAUGAAAGAUACUUACUAAGGUUUUGUACUUUCAGAGAUUCAGCUGUUUAUAUAUGAUUUGCCUCUCUAUACCCAUCUUCCUGUUCAAAAAUAGGUGAACUUCAAGGGAAGAAUGACAUGUUGAUAUGUAUAUAAAGUUCACUCAUGUUAAGUAGUCUUGGGUAAUCCAGUCACCUGUUCAGAUAUUCCUGCUAGAUAAGAUUGCUCAAACCUCCAUUCCAUACCUAACUAAAAGUCCAGUGACUCCCUAGAUACUCUGAAUGGGACUUCAUCAAGAUCAAAAGCUUUUGCACAGCAAAGGAAACAGUUAACAAAUCCCAGAGAGUUUUUAAUUUCAUAGUCACCAUGCUUUAAAAAAGGUUAAUUAGCUACAGGUUUGCAAAAGGUGGAAGUGAUGGCAGAUUUACAUCACAGCAAUAUGGGCAACCUCAGUUUUGGCUUUCAGACAUCCUUCUUAACUGUCCCCAGUCACCUGCUGCAUCCCUGUUUAUCCCAUACCAUCUCACCAGUCCUUUGGGGCCCUCCCUCCUCCCAAAUGGCCUCCUCCCUCCUUCCAGCUGGACUCCUCCCUCCCACAUCGCCCUCAACUCCAAAACUGAGCUCCAUGUCCAUUUUGCACAGCCCAGCUCCAGAUGCUCUCCCAACCCAAAGAGAUUUUCAUUUACCAUGAUUCAGCCUCAAUAGGGAAGCACUGGGGUUUAAAAUAGUAGUAUUUAUUUAAUGUAAAAUGGUUGCAAAGCACUCUCUGGCACUAAUUUUAUACCAGUUAAGUUUCUUUAAGUUAAGUUGCUUUAACUUCACUUUAUUCAUGUGUGACGCAUACGUCUAUGUUGACAGCCCCCAGGAGGCCUCAUUUUUAAGUAAAAGAUGUUUUAUAAAACCCAGUCUAAUUGUUGUAUUUUAAUUAAUUUGAGUUUUUCUAGAAUGCAGAGCAUAGGGCACACAAAAAAGAGAUGUGAUUUCAAUUUUUUUUUUUUUUUUUGCCUCAUCAUUUUGUUUUUCUAUGGAAGGUCUAAAAAUACAGGGUUUACCUUCUGAGCUCCUCUCAACCAACAUCCCUGCUCUGUAUCCUGAGUCUGAUGUGCCUACAUUUUUAAGUUGGGAUUUCAGGGGGAGGAUACACCUUUCAUCAGCAGCACUAGGGAAAGCAGUUUUCAUAGCACUUGACAAAACCUGAAAAUUGCAAUUCUGUUAAACUUUCCCACUCCCUGGCCUACCCAAUCAUUUCUCCUCCAUUACUCAUUUAGAUAAGGACAUUCUGCUGCUGAUGUCUCUAGGCUGGUGUCUCUGACGCAGGAAGAGGGAGACACAGAGCCACAGUUCUGUGGCAUUUUCUCGGGUCAUGCUGAGAAGCAUGAAAGAGGUCAGGAGCCAUCGUUGUAACUUUUUGUUAAUAGAUUACAUGUACAGUGUGUAUUGUAUGUGAACCAUGUUGGUGUCCUCAAGGUCUUUCAUCUCUAUUUUCAACCACAAUUAUCACUGGGCUAAUCUCACAUCAGUAGUAGCAGUGAACUGGAAACACUUUUCAGGCAGCAACAUUAUGGGCUUCUCAUUCCAGUCUUGACAAAGCAGCUAAUGCUUUCUAAACUUCAACUAAGAAUAAUUUGUCCUCACUCUGUUUCUUGCCAGACUGUCUGAGUGCUCCUGGCUGUGACGGUUGGCAGCUCUCGGUCCUGCCAGAGCCAGCCAGGGAAGGCUUUUAUAAAUAUAACACAAACCUCUAAGGGAUUUAACUUGAGAUUGAAAGGAGUAACAUUUGAACUAGAAGUCUCUUCACAGAAGGAGUCCUGUCUGGAAAAACUCUCAUAUUACACAUACCUACUCUUACAAAAAGUUGAUCCUCAAAUAUUACAAACAUAACUAAUUUAAGGAAUCCCAGAAAUGAGACUCAUAUAUCAAGUUGCUUUGUUAAGUGGUAGACAGAAUAAGGCAAUAAAGUCCCAUAUCAAAGAA